ACAGACACGCACGCAAAAUCAUAAGUGAAUGACGGCAGGUCGCCAUGGAAACUGCGUUACGCUCCGGGCGAGCGUAGAAGAAAACAAGAGCGGUGGGGGACAGAAGAGCAGCAGCAGUGCGGGUGUGGACGUCCACAUAACAGAACCACGACGCCGUCACAGCAUCCCAACACGUGAAUCACGGUGGUGGUGCCGGUUGGUUCGAUCCCGCUGCGAGACCGUAGGAGACAGCCAGCCGCGCUGCCUCAGCAACAGGGCAGUAGCAUGUCGGAAACCAAAUCCAGCCAGCGGUUCCACAGCUUAAAGCCGGAGCAAGUGGCAGUUCUCCAUCAAGUUCUGUCAGACAUCGUCCCCAUCCACGGCCGUGGUAAUUUCCCAACACUGGAGCUCCGCCCUCGUGACAUCAUCAUCGCUGUGCGGGCCAGUUUGCAGAAGCAAGGAAUCACUGUAAGAGAUGUGCGUCUAAAUGGCUCUACAGCUAGCCACGUUCUGGUCCAAGACAACAGAAUGAGCUACAAGGACCUAGAUAUCAUCUUUGGGGUAGAGCUGCCCAGUCAGGAAGAGUUUCAGGUGAUCAAAGAGUCAGUGCUGGGCUGCUUGCUGGACUGCCUACCAUCAGGGGUCAACAGAGAGAGGAUCAGCAGCGCCACAAUGAAAGAGGCCUACGUCCAGAAGAUGGUGAAGGUCUUCAGUGAGCACGACCGCUGGAGCCUCAUCUCGCUGUCAAACAACAGCGGCAAAAACCUGGAGCUCAAAUUCGUAAGCGUGCUGAGGAGGCAGUUUGAGUUCAGCGUUGAUUCCUUCCAAAUCAUUCUGGAUCGUCUUCUUGAGUCCUACAUGCAGCAGGAGUCACAGCAUAAACUUAAUGAUGUUACUCUAAGGGACCAAACGGAGGAAACUAAAGACGCUGCGCUUCUGCUUAAACAGACCAGCGAUGCACAAACAGAAAAAUCCACCAGCCAAGAUGUAUCCAAUAUAGAAAAAGCAACUCACUUUGGCAACGCAGACCAGAGAGAUGAGAUGCGUGCAAAGAAUGCCCAGAGCGAAAAUGGUUUGAAAGUGACAAAAUACACCAUGCCGCAAGGAGAUGACACAGACAAACCAACCACAGAGUUAAAACAGAACAGAGCAAACGUUAGUGAACCAAAGCCUAUGGCGAACACAUCUUUAAACAUGAUGUCAAGAGAGAAACAAACUACUGAGCGCACUGAAACUCAGACGCAACUAAAAAUCGAUGACUUAACAGAAUGCCCGACAAACGUGGAACAAUCAGAAAUGACCCAUUUAAACCGUGCAACAACAAUUGUGGAAGAGGACAAACUCACAGGGAAAACUGAACUGGAAAAAAACCCACAGUCUGUCCAGACAGAGCCGAUAGAGGACUGUGACAAUAAAGAGCCGUCUGAAAGAAUAAAGGUCCCUAAGCGUUUAAAUGAGGAUACCAACAAUGAAACACAAUGCGUGUAUACACCAAAUGUUGAUACAUCUUUACAAGUGAGAGCAGACACUAAUUUAGAAGAUGAAAUAGAAGUUGAGAUUGAGAUGCAGUUGGAAGCGAAUAUCAAAAAUGAAACAGAAAAUAGUGACAUUUUAGAAGAGACUUUAACAUCAGAGGACAAUACAGACGGCAUGCAGAGAGAUGACUGUUUCUGUUCCACGUCUGCCACAAAACCUUCACACAACAACACACAGGAUUCACACAGGACACUGCAGAUUGAAAGAUCACCUGACAGCACCAUAGACACUCAGGACACACCCGCAACACCUGACCUUGUUUUUGACAAAAAGACCUGUAAGCCCUCAGAAAGACUCUCUCACAUGGUGGUGCUCAAACGGGCAUCUCCUAAACCACCACGUAGGAUGUGUAGAAAGGUUCCCCCCACUCUUUGCACCGGCCUGGCUCCUGAGAGUGACACCAUAACAGCUUCCUGUCUAGAUCCAAACGCUUCCCCAGGCCCUCAACUUGAACUUAGUGAAAAUCUAAAUAUUGAGUCCGCACCUGUUGUCGACACAGAAGCCACCAUCUUGAUCAUACAAGCCAAUGGGUCUGAAAGCAGCACAGACAGUAACCCUCCGUCAAAUCUGGACUCCAACUUCACUCCUGAUCCCACCCUUGAACUACCUCAAGAGCUAUCAUCUUCUCAGUUGAUUUCAGAGGGUUCGUGUGAGACACAUAUUCAAAGCCAGGAUGAGAGAUCACAAAUGGACGAGCGUACGCAGUCUUCCGAUGCAGAUUCUGCCCUGCCACUGACACAGUUUGACUCUCCCAAUACCUUGGACUCAUUAGUUUUACACACAGACGAGUCCUGUUCCAAUGUCCAAGAGUCCACAUAUACCUCAGAAGCUGAACCUAAAGAGGAAGAGGAGAACACAAAUUUACUGGCCAACUUUGUAGGGUCAAAUGAGACCCCUCAAGAGACCUCAAUACCUCCUUACAAUACCCUUGAUUCUUGUCCCCAGCCUCCUGUACUCAGUCUGUCCCCACCCUGCUUCACUCCCUCCCCACCAAGCAUCAGCCCCCCGACAUGCUUAAACCCUCCCUCCCACUGCCUGUCUUCAAUGCUGCACACCGUCAGCCCAGUAACCAGUUUUAGCUCUCCACCCCUGAGCUUCAGCCCUACCUCGUCCUGCCUCAGCUCACCACCUUACCUCACCCCUCCUAUACUCAGCCUCAACCCUUCCCCUCUUUGUCUAACUCCUCCUUCUCCAUCCCUCAGCCCUCCCCUUCUCUGCUUCACUCCUCCAAUGGAACCAGAGGAUCCUAUACUUCAGGUAUCAUCAGACGCACCUUUGAUAAACACAGACAGUGAUCAACAGAUUACAUUGCAAGGAUUCCCUGUUCUUCAACCAGAGGAUGAAAUGGAGCAGAAUGUUGUUUCAUUGUCAUCACAGCUUCCAGAGACCGUCUCUUUUCCAAUUUCCAGUGCAACCUCGCAUGCACUGACUCACUCUCAGUGUGACCUGAGGGAACCCACCCCUCUAAAUGCAGAGGAGGGAUCCAGCGCUGUGUCUGAGAACAAUGGGAUUCAGAAAAAGACUGAAGAAACCGCAGCUCCUCAGGCAGAAAACUGCAUUCCUGCUGUCGAGGUUCUGGCAGAGAGCAUGUAUGGUGACUUUGAGGCCGCCAUGGACCACCUGCGCUAUCGCUUAAUCGCUACGAGGAAUCCUGAGGAGAUUCGAGGUGGCGGCUUGUUGAAAUACAGCAACCUACUGGUUAGGGACUAUCGACCAGCCAGUGAGACUCAAAUAAAGACACUGGAGCGCUACAUGUGCUCACGCUUUUUUAUUGAUUUUCCUGAUGUGCAGGAGCAGCAAAGGAAGAUCCUGUCCUACUUGAAGAAUCACUUCAUCGGUGAGGAGAGAAGCAAGUACCAGUACCUAAUGACUCUACGUCGUGUGGUCGACGACAGCACCGUGUGUCUGAUGGGUCAUGAGAGGAGACAGACUCUCAACAUGAUCACAGUGCUGGCAUUAAAAGUUCUGGGGGAGCAGAACAUUAUCCCCAACACAGACCACGUGACAUGCUUCUAUCAGCCUGCCCCGUAUCUUGCCGAGCACAGCGCCCCCUAUUUAACAGAACCGAGUUACUGCAGCUACUACAUACCCCAAGGGGCAUCAACUCUCCUUUAUCAACCAUACCCGUUACACCUGCACACACAGACCGGACUUGUUUAAGUCAUGCAAACAUACUUGUAAUUAUUAAAAAAAACAAAAAAAAAACAGCGAAAGGCAAUGAUGCUUGUCCAUCCCAUCCAUUUUCUACCGCUUAAUCCCUUCGGGGGGUGUUGGAGCCUAUCUCAGCUACAAUCGGGCGGAAGGCGGGGUACACCCUGGACAAGUCGCCACCUCAUCACAGGGCCAACACAGAUAGACAGACAACAUUCACACUCACAUUCACAUACUAGGGCCAAUUUAGUGUUGCCAAUCAACCUAUCCCCAGGUGCAUGUCUUUGGAGGUGGGAGGAAGCCGGAGUACCUGGAGAGAACCCACGCAAUCACGGGGAGAACAUGCAAACUCCACACAGAAAGAUCCAGAGCCCGGGAUUGAACCCCGGACUGCUCAGGACCUUCGUAUUGUGAGGCAGACGCACUAACCCCUCUUCCACCGUGCUGCCCAAUGAUGCUUGUAUUAAUGGUAAUUGUAGAGAAUUGUGGAGAAUGGUAAAAAUCUGACUUUUGACCUAAAAUAGACAUGUCGUGGGUGGUUAUAUGGGUAAACUCCAUCUUGAAAUUCUGACAAGAAAGAAGAAGAAAAAAAAAAAAGUUUGAUAUUGUGCCCGACAAUGCUGUGCGCACCUGUGGUGUCCCUGACACUAAAAAUGGGUUCCUUCAUGCACACUUAAAUGCACUUCCAUGUCCUUGGAAUCCUAUGUAUCCUCAUAUUCUUACUGUGGUGUUCUUACUGGGUUUGUUUGGAAUGUGGACCUUGCCUGUGGUUAAUAUUGUGCAUGGAUAACCUGGGACUAUUCUCUCACUGCCAAAUCCUGUGUGACUAUGUUCUUCAGACAGUUUAAUGUAACUUAAAUUUACUUAAAGAAGUAUACAAGAUUGGGUUUACCAUUGUGUAAAGUGCUAUAUUCAAAGUACAUGCAUGCACAACUACAGACACACACGUGAAUUUUAAUGUACGGGAAUUUAGACAAUGCAUGAGUAGCUAAAUAUACAUAUAUAACACUAAGCAAAGGCUUUUAAUUGAAUAGAAAAUUUAUAUAUUUUUGCAAGAAUUUCCCUAAAAAUACUCAGCGGUAAUCCUACUGGUUGUACACCACGCCAAAAACAAUGCCUUUCUGAUAGACUGUACAGCAUAUUGGUUGCUGUCUGUUGUGUGUGAAUACAAUCCAUGGUUUUCAGGUAAAUUGUAACAAAAUGUGCCAGAGUCCUUUCUGUCGUUGCGUGAAGUAUACUGAACCAUUUCGUAGUUUGAUUUAUUUAAGGCAAAAGUUUAUUCUGCGGAGGUGGUCAGACUGAAAACCGUCUUUGGGUCAUUUCCAAGCAUUGGCAGCAGUAAAAUAACUGCUGUGAUCUCUUCUCGCGAUCCAAUUUGUUACAAUAUCAGAAGAGGCUCAACCUUUUUUAAUCUAAUUUAAGGUAACAACAACUCUGACCAAAGAUGGUAGUGCAGGGAAAUCAAGUGCCUAAAAAUGUGAGACGUCCUUGGAAUGCCUUUAUCUUACUGAGCUUGGGGGAGGUUACAGGUUUUGUGUUUAAUUGUUGACCCCUGUUACUGCUGCCUGUUUUGAUGUAUUCUUUAAUGUAGUCAUUGGUUGUAGUUCAUUCAUGUCUUUUUUCUAAUAAAGGGAUUACUCAACAAACCUUUCAAAUUGAGAGAUUUUUUUUCAAAAAAACAAUCCCAAAGUUGCUUUGUUUUUAUGUUAUUUGCCAUCAACAAUACUUCAGUUUUUAUUGUCUAGCUCAGUGAUUUUCAACCUUUUUUGAGCCAAGGCACAUUUUUUGUGUUGACAAAA
Molecule: messenger RNA, 5465 nt
Organism: Nerophis lumbriciformis (worm pipefish)
Lineage: Eukaryota; Metazoa; Chordata; Actinopteri; Syngnathiformes; Syngnathidae
Gene: tent5d
Product: terminal nucleotidyltransferase 5D
Biological process (GO): mRNA stabilization
Molecular function (GO): poly(A) RNA polymerase activity; RNA binding
Source: RefSeq, a predicted model, not a curated record